Molecule: messenger RNA, 2895 nt
Organism: Dermacentor silvarum
Lineage: Eukaryota; Metazoa; Arthropoda; Arachnida; Ixodida; Ixodidae
Product: transient-receptor-potential-like protein
Exons: 16
Coding region: 1-2895 (964 amino acids)
Biological process (GO): regulation of cytosolic calcium ion concentration; calcium ion transmembrane transport; manganese ion transport
Cellular component (GO): membrane; cation channel complex
Molecular function (GO): inositol 1,4,5 trisphosphate binding; store-operated calcium channel activity; protein binding
Source: RefSeq, a predicted model, not a curated record
AUGGAUCCACCGGAGGCUGCAAACCUGCGACGGAAGUUUGGAUCAAGACGGAAGGAGUCCGAGCUGUCCAUUCGCAGCGAGGACGAGAACACGUCGUCCUUGUUCCACUUCACGUCCAAGGUGCGCUCCAUGAAGCACGGCAUUGCCAGCAGAAAGCUGACCCCGCUCGAGAAGAAGUAUCUGCUUGCCGCUGAGCACGGUGACAUCCCCACCGUCAACAGGAUCGUGAACCUGGCGAAGACGCGCGCCGAUCUGCUCGAACUGGAUAUCAACUGCGCCGACUCGUUGGGUCGCACGGCGGUGCACAUGGCCAUCGAGAACGAGAAUUUACCCCUGCUGGAGACGUUGCUCGCCGCCAGCGUCGAGGUUCAGGACAGCCUGCUGCACGCCAUCAACGCCGAGUACGUCGAGGCUGUCGAGUUGCUCCUCGACUACGAGGAGAACACGCACGUCGAGGGCGAGCGAUACAACUGGGAGAAAGUGAACUCGGCCACGUCCACUUUCAACCCGGAGAUCACGCCGCUCAUCCUGGCGGCGCACCGCAACAACUACGAGAUCCUGAAGCUGCUGCUGGACCGCGGCGCCACGCUUCCCAUGCCACACGACGUGCGCUGUGGCUGCGACGAGUGCGCCGAGGCGGUGCGCCGCGACUGUCUGCGCCAUUCGCGCUCGCGCAUCAACGCCUUCCGCGCGCUCUCCUCGCCCUCGCUCAUCUGCCUGUCCAGCGUGGACCCGAUCCUCACCGCGUUCGAGCUCAGCCUCGAGCUCAAGCGGCUCAGCUAUGUCGAGAACGAGUUCAAGGUGGAAUACAAGAAGCUUCAGCGCCAAUGCCAGGACUUUGCUACGUCCCUCCUGGACCACAUCCGCACGUCAGCAGAACUUGCCUGCAUAAUGAAUCAUCGAGCCAAGGCAAAAGAAGACGAGGAGGAAGACAACAUGUCCCUCGCAAGGCUCGAGCUCGCAAUAGAGCACCAGCAGAAAAAGUUCGUGGCGCACCCGAACGUGCAGCAACAGAUGAGCACACUGUGGUACGAUGGCCUGCCCGGAUUCCGGAGAAAGAGCAUCUUCGGCCAGUGCCUGCAGAUUGUCAAGAUUGGUGUGGCUUUUCCCUUCUAUUCGGCCAUGUACAUAUUCUUCCCGCGCAGCCGGAUGGGCAGGGUCGUAAAGAAGCCAUUCGUCAAGUUCAUCUCUAACGCCUUCUCGUACCUCCUUUUCCUGCUUCUUCUCAUCCUUGCGUCUCAAAGGGUGAACUUGGAAGACCUGCACUCACAUUUCCAAGGUGGCGUAGUCACGAAACAAAAACAACGAGGCCUGCCGCCUUCCUUCGUCGAAGUGGCCAUCCUGACCUUCGUGAUUGCUCACAUAUGGGAAGAGGCAACCGAGAUCUGGUCGAUAGGGAUGGCCCGUUACCUCAAGGACAGCUGGAAUAUUUUGGAUGCAAUACGGAAUACCAUGUACGUCACUGCCGCUUUGCUGCGCGUGGUGGCCUACAUUAAGGAGACGCAAGAAAUAGGGGAGCAGCCCCUGCUUGCGUUCCUCCCGAGGGAAGAAUGGGACCCAUUUGAUCCCAUGCUGAUCGCAGAUGGCCUAUUCGCUGCAGGAAACGUCUUCUCAGCCCUGCGCCUGGUGCAUCUGUUCUCCAUGAACCCCCACCUGGGGCCCCUGCAGAUAUCGCUGGGCAGGAUGGUGAUUGACAUCGUCCAGUUUUUCUUCAUCUACACAUUGGUGCUGUUCUCGUUCGCCUGCGGCCUCAACCAACUGCUCUGGUACUAUGCCGACCUGGAGCAGACCAACUGCGACCCGAACAACAUCAGGGAUUCCUCCUGUCUCACGUGGCGUCGCUUCUCCAACCUGUUCGAAUCGUCGCAGUCCCUCUUCUGGGCCAGCUUCGGUCUGGUGGACCUUUCGAACUUCGAGCUCACGGGCAUCAAGAGCUAUACGCGAUUCUGGGGCCUUCUCAUGUUCGGAUCGUACAGCGUCAUCAACAUUGUCGUCCUCCUGAACCUGCUCAUUGCCAUGAUGAGCAACUCCUACCAACGAAUAUCGGAACGCGCAGACACGGAAUGGAAAUUUGGUCGGGCCAAACUGAUUCUCAAGUACUUCCAGCCAGGUCAGACACUGCCACCUCCAUUCAACUUGUUGGACUUCAUUCGCCACGUCACCAAGCUAAUCGGCUGCAAGAGGCCCAAAAGGAAGGACAAGAUUUAUUUGGAAGAGAAUGGUCUGCGUACGAAGAGAGAAGAGAUGACAUAUCAGGACGUGAUGAAGAGCCUCGUGUGGCGUUACGUCACCAGCGAGCAGAGCAAGAACGAGCAGGCGCCCGUUACGGAGGACGACGUGAAUGAGCUCAAGCAGCAGAUCACCUCGUUCCGGUACGACCUGCUCGACGUGCUCAAGGACAACGGCAUGAAGAUCAACAAAGUGCAACGCAAGCGAGGCGAAGCCAUCCCGAACAAGAAGGUUCGUGUGCGUGAGCGGCGGCUGCUCAAGGACUUCAGCAUCACGCUGAUGGACGCCUCCGACCCGGACCUGCUGUCGCGCCACUCGAGCAGUGCCGACGUGAGCAGGCACGAGGAGGAAGAGUCUCGGCCCAGCUACAGCCGGGCGCUGCAGCGCUGGAGGGACCUGGUCAAGGCGCUGCAGGUGUCGCCCAUCGGCACCAGCAAGAACCUGGCCGCGCCCGCACGCACCUCGCUGCUCAGGGAGAAACUCGAGCACCAGGUGAGCACCGAGAUUGAGGACAACGGCGAUGCGCCCCCCUUGCCGACUGUGCACGAGGCUGGCGAGGCAGACAAGCUCGCUGUGACAGCGGAGCGCAUCAGCGAGACUCCACUGCUGGACUCAGUGGUGCAAGGCGCUGCACCCUGCAGCUCCGCAACAAAGGGCUGGCUGUAG